Messenger RNA from Anastrepha obliqua, 796 nucleotides. RefSeq lists its product as uncharacterized. The record is from RefSeq and is a predicted model, not a curated record. Lineage: Eukaryota; Metazoa; Arthropoda; Insecta; Diptera; Tephritidae. The coding region runs from base 86 to 649 and encodes 187 amino acids. The transcript has a single exon.
UCGCAGAACUCGGGUAUGUAAUAAGUGAACUGCUAAAUUCUGCAAAAAUAGAAAAUUAGUGUGCACAUUUCUCAAUUGAUUUGAAAUGCCCCAACAUGCGAAGACUAGUAUUCCUUGUGAUGAAAGAAAUAUUGAGAUAAAGGCAAGGGUUGGAAGUGACCAAGAAUUUGAAAGUAAAUUCCAAAUAGCGCGCGAACUAACAAAAUCUACCGGCGAGUUACUGGAACAAAAGGAUGUGUUCUUUAAUAUUCUGGAUGAGACUGAUGGCACAAGGUUUAAAUUACGUUACCUACGGCCGCCAACACCCGCGCAGCUGAUUUAUUAUAUACGCCCAAACAAGAGUGGACCUAAACUAUCAGUAUUCACUAGAUUCGAUGUAGCCGAUCCCACGUUGCUUGAGAAAAUCUUGGCACAAAGUAAUGGCAUAAAAGGAGUUUUGGAGAAAAAGAGAUAUUUAUUUAUACACGGUCAAACACGUAUACAUAUGGAUAAAGUGAUGAAUUUAGGAAACUUUAUGGAAUUCGAAGUUUGCCUGCGACCAGAUCAGACGGUGGAGGAGGGACAAGAAAUAGCUAAUGAGCUGAUGAAAACAUUUAAUAUAGAUGAGGAGGACUUAAUGGUUGGUGCUUACUUUGAUGAACUAAAAUAAUUGCAAAUUUGUGGAGACGGGGUAUACAUUUUAAGUAGAACUUGUAACAUAUCCUCUCGAAAAACAUAUUUAUUGAUUUAUGACUAAGUCCAUACUAGAUUUUAGAAGUUUCACAAAUAAACUAUAAUAGCUCAAUUCAAACUCAAU